AUGAAAAACAGCAAAUCUUCAACCUUUAAAGUAGACACUAACAUUACUUCUGAAGGUUGUCAAUCACCAUCACCUUCAACUCCAAUGUCGCCUCUCAACUCAAGUAAAAAGUCAACGACAUCGUCUCCUUCUUCAAAAGAAAAUCUUUCCGCUCAAUUUAGAUUACCAACUCCACCCCCUUUACCUAAACAUUUAGAUCCAAAGGAAUAUCCUCUUGCUGAUACUCCAACUCCUCCUGCUUUGAAACGUUUUUGUUUUGAUUUAAAUGGUCAACCAGCUUAUAUUCGUGAGGAUGAAGAUUCCGAACAACAAAUUGUUAAGCUUCAAGAAGCCCUAUAUAAUAUGCGAGCCUCUGGUCCAACCACUUCAACAUCAAAAACAGUUCAAACUAGUUCCAAUUUAAAACAUCAAUCGCUUAAUGAUAAUUAUUCGGAAUUGAAAACUACAGGUACUAGUGCUCGUAAAAGACCCGCAUCACCUGUGGAACCUUCAUCAUCAUGCGAUUUCACAACUUCUACUGUCGACCAGCAACAGUCAAAUAGUAGCAGCGGUUCGCUUUCUCAUAGGUCUUUAUCUCCACCACAUAAGAAGGUUCGUGCAAAGGCUGUCGGAAAUUUACCAGAACAAGAAAGCGAGCUGGUCUCACAAAAGCAAUUGAUGGAUUAUGAACUUCGUACCCCAAAUUCUAAUCAAGUAAAUAUACUGAGAACUCCCAUGAGCAACGUUCAGGAAGCUUCAUCAUCGAUCAUGCCGAUGGCUCUUCAAUCAACUCCUUCUACCAUUACUUCAAGACAUUAUAAUACUAUUUCCACAUCGAACCUCGGCAUGGAUACUCCUUCGACUACAAGAAGUACCCAUUCUUCGGCUUUACCAUCGCCAUCCCUUUCUCCUAUUGCAGGAGUUGCUCCUUCAAAUGGGACAAACCAAUUUGAUAAUUUCUUUGCUGAUCACAAUGAUGUAGAUGAUGACAUAACCGUUGAUGAACCUAUUGCUUCAAUGAACCAUAAUGAUAGUUGGAAUAUACAACAAUUAAACAAUUUAGCGACUGAUUCAGCUCACACUCCUAACCUUUGGGAUUUGAAUACCAUGUUGGCGACAUUCGAUGCCUUACCAUCGUCAAUGAAAUCUUACAUGCUUUUUCAACUUCUAAGACGUUGUCCUACAAACACCCUUCAAUACGUCAGCAAUAUUAUCCUACCCGCAUUAAGAAAGGAUUUUGUUGGGAUGCUUCCUCUCGAACUUAGUUUACACAUAGUAAAGUAUUUAGAUACCGCUAGUAUGUGUAAAGCGGCUCAAGUAAAUAAAAGGUGGAGAAAUGUAAUAGAUGGAGAUAGUUUAACAUGGCAACAUCGUCUUAUGAAGGAUGGUUUUGGUGUUGAUGAAUCGGAAGAACAACGUGCCAUUUCCGAAAAUUGGGGACUUUUACGUUCAAUAAAUUGUUCACAUAAUAGAAGCAGGCAUCUAGAUGGUGCCAAUAACAAUAACGAAAGUGGUACGUCGUCUUCUGAAGAAAGAACUGUUGUAGAAGCUGAUGAUGAUGAUACGGAUAAUAUGAGGGUUGUUAACGAAGAUAAAAUAGAAGAUUCUUCGAGGUUAACACCAUAUAAUCAAAAUGACAAUAAUAAUAUGGCUGUCGAUGAUUUGGAUUAUAUAAUAAUUGAAAAAAGUAAUGAAUUGGAAAUAGAUAAUAUUGAUCAUGAUAUUUUACAAGAUUCAUACACGCUCUCACCAACAGGUACUGAUGAACCUUCUUCUUCAACAGGUGCCAGCUCUUCAUUGUUUGAUAAAGACUACUCUUCAUCACAACAAGAUAAAGGAAAGGCCAAGGCUGAUGUGGAUUGGAAUAGUUAUAUAGUGGAUGAACCAGAACCUCAUCAAGAUGAUGAUCGAGACCGACCUUAUGAUGGUGACGAUAGCGAUGUUGAUGCAAUGUCUCAAGAAAGUAGUGACCGAGCUGAACUUUCUGAAGAUAGGCUCCCGCUAUCACCCUCGGCCGAUCAUCCUUAUAAAGCUAUCUAUCGUCGUCAUUACCUUAUGCGACAAAAUUGGCUACAUGGACGGCAUAAACAUAUUUCAUUUCCCGGUCAUGGAAAUAAUGUUGUUACAUGUCUACAGUUUGAUUCUGAGAAGAUUAUCUCAGGAUCUGAUGAUCAGUGCAUCAAUGUUUAUGACACUGCUACUGGUAGAUUGAUUAAUCGACUCGUUGGUCAUGAUGGAGGCGUAUGGGCAUUACAAUAUGUAAAUAAUACGUUGGUAUCAGGUUCUACGGAUCGUACUGUGCGCGUAUGGAAUCUUGAAACUGGUGUAUGUACUCAUGUAUUUCCAGGACAUACCAGUACGGUUCGUUGCCUUCAAAUCAUAAUGCCGCAAAAUGUUAAUACUAAUCCCAAUGAACCACAAAUUGUUGAACCACAAAUUCCGCUGAUUGUUACCGGCUCGAGAGAUUCGACUUUGAAAGUAUGGCGUCUUCCGAACCUUGAAACGGAUCAACCAUUUCACCCUGCCAUCCCUUCGUCACCUUCUGAUAAUACACAGUAUGAUAAUAAUCCCUAUUAUAUCCGUACGCUUUCCGGACAUUCCCAUUCUGUCCGUGCUUUAGCGGGUGUCGGCAACACUUUAGUUAGUGGUAGUUAUGAUUGUUCUGUCAGAGUAUGGAACAUUAUGAGCGGUGAAUGUAUUUGGCGAUUACAUGGGCAUACUCAGAAAGUGUAUUCCGUUGUACUGGAUGCUAAACGCAAAAGAUGUAUGAGUGGUAGUAUGGAUGGUACCGUAAAGGUUUGGAAUUUAGAGGAUGGAACAAAUAUCUGGACAUUGGAAGGACAUUCUUCUCUUGUCGGUCUUCUUGAUCUCUCACAUGAACAUCUUGUCUCAGCAGCUGCUGAUUCAAGUCUUCGUAUUUGGAAUCCGGAUGAUGGUACGUGCAAACACGUUCUGACUACACAUUCUGGCGCAAUAACGUGCUUCCAGCAUGACGAGAGUAAAGUCAUUUCGGGCUCAGAUGGUACCCUUCGCAUGUGGGAUGUAAAGACUGGACGCCACGUGCGUGAUUUAUUGACCGGUUUAAGCGGUGUUUGGCAAGUUAGAUUUGAUGAACGCAGAUGUGUGGCCGCAGUUCAAAGAAAUUCAGUGACUUGGUUCGAAGUUUUAGAUUUUGGUAUAUAUGGAAUUGAUGAAGAAGAUGGUUCACAUGAGAACAAUUGUUUAGAUGAAAAUGGCAAUUGGGUUGACAGAAGAAUAAUCGUAGGAUAUAAUGGUAGUAGUGAGGAAUAA
Molecule: messenger RNA, 3270 nt
Organism: Funneliformis mosseae
Lineage: Eukaryota; Fungi; Glomeromycota; Glomeromycetes; Glomerales; Glomeraceae
Source: the annotation of a GenBank genome assembly